CUACUGGAAGCAAUCUGCGAGUUCGUCAACGACAGCCAUGCAAAUAUUUGUUAACAAAAACACUAGGUAUUUACAAGAUACAAAAUUUGUACACAGACGACAUCCUCUUCCCUAUCUAUACUUUGUCAUGUUAGUAUCAAAAUGAAAGAGCAAAGCAAUAAGUCAAUAAUAGUGUACGUGGUCGUUUUUGGUAAUAACAACAGAAAAGUCAUCAUUUUUUAACUCAGCACACAUCGCAGAAGAUUCCAGAAAGUGAACUCUACGCAACAAUGACUGGGGAUAAAGAAAAAAAUAAAAAAUUCUAUUCUUAAAUGGUAUUUAGAAUUAAUUAUAUACUGUGAUAUGUAUUUACUGUAUUCUUAUUAUAAUCGCGUGUCAAAGUAGUGAAAUAUUUCUUUCACAUCGUUUCACAUUUUCAAAUUUUAAUUGCUGUUGAAUAUUACCAUGAAAUGUUUUCAAAGUUGGAGCACUUAGUCAAUGGUUGGAAUAAUUACAUAUUUUUAUAAAUGCUAAAAAUAUAUAUAUAAUAAUUUUAUGGAGUAGAGUACUUUUGACACGUAUAAUGUAAUGUAAUUAUGUAUUUAUUCUUUGACAUUUUGUACGUAAAAGAUUCGUAUUAUCGAUAAAGAAUUCAUUGACUCCAAAAUAAAUUUAAAAAAUGCGAGAAUUUAAAACUUCAUUCAAAUAUUCAUAUUACAAUUACAAAAAUACUUUCCUCUUUUUUCUUUCUAUUACAUAAAUUUUAUUAUAUGUGAAAAAAUAUGUCGCAGAUAAGACACUGCUAGGGAUUAUGUUUAUAUACUGCAAUGGAUUAUUUUUUACAAAGUAUUCGAUAAGUUAUGAUAAUAAACAUUUAUAUAAAUGCAUUUCACUACAGUUAUAAAUUCUUAGCAAAUAUUAACAUGUAUCUAUGCAUUUUAUCUUGUGAAGUAAGGGGAAUCUUGUUUAUUCUAUACUCUUUGUUCGUAUUUUCUUAAUCGCAUGAAACAAGGAUACAUAAGCAUAUGCUGAAGUAAUGUAUCACCUCAAAUAAAUGGGUAAAAGGAAUUUUAAUGUGCCAAAGAUUUUAAAACAAGACUGAAAAAUGGUAAGCAAAUUACCACAAGAGUUUAGAAGAUAUCUACGUAAUAGAAAUCACCUACAACAUGUUCUUGAAGAAACUCAACGUGCUUUACAAGUUAUUAAUCUAGAAAAUUUCUUUCCUCAAGAAGAUGUUGUGAAGGAAUUACUACCCCCCUUAACAUUAAACAGAAUCACACGUAUUUUAGCGAAUUCUCCAGCUAUUGUAGUUCUUGGACAAGAUAACAAGGCAAAAGCAACAAUAGUUAAUACUUUAAUAUCUACCAACAUCUUACCAGUAUGUAAUGGAUUAUGGCGGUGGAUUAAACUUACUUAUGGUCAAACAAACCACAUUAGUCUCACAUUAGGUCUAGAAUAUGAAAUACUUGAAAAUUUGCAAGCAAAUGAAAAACCUUGGACUACACUACCAAUCGAAGAUCUAACAAAAUCUGGAAGUGAAGAUACAAUUUAUCCAACAGUACUUGAAGUCCAACUAAAUCAACCUAUAUUAAAAGAUGGUGUUCAAAUAUUUAUUGCUCCAAAUACUGGGGCGGUAAAAGUUCUUGAAAAAGAGUUGUUAUCUAUUUUACCAAUAUUUUUAUAUGCGCUUGGUGAUCAGCCUUUAACAGAACAAAAUUUGAAAGAGCUAAGAGACCUAAGGGAGACUUACCCCUUUAAUCCAGUGCUUUUUAUAUCAUCUUUGGGAGAUAUCUUAAUGACUGGCAUUGAUGCUGAAUUGACUGAAUCUGAACAACAUAGACUUCAAAAUCGACUAAGUUCUAAUGAUUCUACGUCAAGUAAAACUGAUGGUGAUAUUGAUUUUGAUGGAAUGAAUUCACUUGGUUUAACAUGGUUGGAUCAGCUCUCAAAUUUAGGUUUUCUUGGAAUGAAAGAGUCUGUUGAAGUUGAUCAAUUAUCUUGGCUGGGUAGUGGGCAAUGUAUUAACUCUAGUGACUUUCUUGACUCAUACAAAAAAACAGACCGAAUUUUAUAUUUCAUUCGUGGAUGUUUGCAAACAUAUCUUAUUAAUGCUAGCACUUAUUUAAAUGAAGUACAUACAACGAGCCUAAGAAAGUUUAUUUUAAGUGCCUUUGAUAUGGCACGUAUAAUUCAAAUAACUCCUAAGAGAAUACAGUAUGCUCAACAGAAGGAAAAUGAAUUAUAUGACAAUUUAAUGAAAAUUGUUCAUGAAAAACAACAAGAACUAACUGGAAUAAUACAAAAUAUUAUUCAAGAGAUGAAAAAUGAUGUGUUAUCAUCUAGUAAUGAUGUAUGUUUAUAUCAAAACCACUUCAAUAAUAGAGAGAGGACGGAAUGGUCUGUAACCGUCAAAGCUGCAAUUUCUGAAGUUCAGAGAAUAAUGCUUUACUGUUUAGGUGAAAAAGUUGCAAAGCAACUUGUAAAUUCCGUUAACUGUUUACGUGAAAGUUUUUUUGGUACCUUACAGCGUUGUUUAUUGAGUCUUGAAAAAACAUACGAAUGCGAUACCUGUUUAUUAGCUAGUGAUGCUUUGAAACAAAUACUUUCAGCUGCAUAUAAUAUUGAAUUACAUAAUUCUUCACCAUUUUCAAUAUAUUCAUUUUUAGAGAGAUUCAAUCUGAUUUUUAUGUCUUCAUCUUUGCAAUGGUCAUCAACUCACACUCUAGAUGUAGCUUGGUGGAAGAAAGUGGAAAUUGAGAUAUUGAAUUCAUUAUCAGCAUCAAAGUUGGCUAAAAUGAUAUUGAUGCAAUUUGGAGAUAAACUUGAGUCCUCACAUGACGCAUUUCAGGCUGCUCUCAGAUCAAUAGAAAAUUAUUAUUCUGGGGAGUUAGAAAGGACUGAAGAACAAAGAAUAGCUAUUAGAAAAUAUCAUGCUCCUAGAUUAGCUAAAUUAGCAUUAGAAUCCACAUCAAUGAUAGAUCUGGUUCGCUAUGGAAUGCCCCAUUACAAAGAAGAAAUUGGUCGUGGUCAGUAUGGCAUUGUAUUUGCUUGUGAUGGCUGGGGUGGCACAUCUGGUCCUUGUGCAGUUAAGUCAGUUGUUCCUUCAGACGAAAGCCAUUGGAACGAUCUGGCUAUGGAAUUUUACUAUAGUAGGUCCAUUCCUGAACAUAAAAGAAUAGUGAAGCUUCGUGGAUCAGUUAUUGAUCAAUCUUAUGGUGGAGGAUUUGGUCUUGGAUCUGCAGUUCUUUUAAUAUCGGAUCGUUUAAGUCGUGAUUUAUAUUGUGGAAUACGCGCUGGUUUAUCUUGGUUAGAACGCAUACAAAUAGCUCUAGACGUGUUGGAAGGAAUACGCUAUCUUCAUUCUCAAGGACUUGUACACCGGGAUAUUAAAUUAAAAAAUGUUCUUCUUGAUACCGAAAAUAGAGCGAAAUUAACUGACUUUGGAUUUUGCAUCACUGAAGUUAUGAUGUUAGGGAGUAUUGUUGGAACACCUGUUCAUAUGGCACCAGAGCUCCUCUCUGGUCAUUAUGAUAGUAGCGUCGAUGUAUAUGCAUUUGGAAUUUUAUUUUGGUACAUAUGCGCGGGACAUGUAAGAUUACCAUAUGCUUUUGAACAAUUCCAUAAUAAAGAACUAUUAUGGACCAGUGUGAGAAAAGGUAUACGUCCAGAAAGAUUACCUUCUUUUGACAAUGAAUGUUGGAAGUUAAUGGAACAAUGUUGGUCUGGAGAACCAUCUAAACGUCCUUUACUUGGUGCUGUUGUACCAGUGUUAGAAUCUAUUCAACAAAAAGCAAAAGCAAAAGAAGCCUUACAAGAACUUUCAACAGAGAAGUCACAAGCAAGUUCAUCAACAGAUUUAAAAAAUCCUGCAUUAGCAUUAGCAGAACCUUAUAAUCAAAGAGGUACUGUAGCUAGUCCUCCUCCUGCAAAACGUAGGACAAUGAGCAUUAUAAAAUAUCAUCUUUUUCUGACCAACUUAUACAUUCAAAUGCGGGAACUAUAAAGUGCGUAUUUUUUUUCUCUGCUGGUAUAUUUAAAAUUUUUAGGUGAUCUGACUAUAUUCAAUCUCAACUCUAAAUAUUUUUUAAAACAAUUUAUUAGUUUCUAUUACAUAUAUUUGGCGCCUUUCAAUAGUAUUUUAAGUGCUGCAGUAUUAAUUGACAACCUAAUUAUUAUUACUCUCUUAGAAAUUUUUUUAAUUUUAUAUCUGCCUACAAACAAUUUAAUUUAAUUUAAUAUAAACAAAAAAGAACAAAAUAGUUGAACUGUGUAAAUAUAAUUUAUGAUUAAAUAUGCAAUUAUGAACAGAUUGUAUAAAUUUAUUUUUAUAUUAGAAACAUAAGUACAUAAUUAUGAUAUUUGAUGAAUUACGUAUGUAAUUAGUGAGGUAUCCACUUCAUUGUGAUACGAAAUGGUAUGAUAGAGAGUAAGAAAAUCCAAGAUUGUAAAGAUUGAAAAAUAAAUAAAGAUUCCCAGUUUUUUA
Molecule: messenger RNA, 4462 nt
Organism: Bombus terrestris (buff-tailed bumblebee)
Lineage: Eukaryota; Metazoa; Arthropoda; Insecta; Hymenoptera; Apidae
Gene: Ripk5
Product: dual serine/threonine and tyrosine protein kinase
Exons: 4
Coding region: 1085-3982 (965 amino acids)
Biological process (GO): protein phosphorylation
Molecular function (GO): protein kinase activity; ATP binding
Source: RefSeq, a predicted model, not a curated record